Penicillium brasilianum is the source of this 2076-nucleotide messenger RNA. NCBI's taxonomy places the organism in Eukaryota, Fungi, Ascomycota, Eurotiomycetes, Eurotiales, Aspergillaceae. The record is from the annotation of a GenBank genome assembly.
CGCCGGGGAUAGAACCCCUGGACUAAGUGGACCCAAAACAUCGUUUUUUGACCUUUGUGGGGGACCCCUAGGCUCACGCUAUGUCAUCUCCACCGGUUGCUCUAAUCACCGGAGAUAUAAAGUACCUUUCUUCAAGGGCUAAACGAUAUUAUUGGUGGACUUGAUGGAGAAAAAUUAUGCCCAGUCCUCCGAAAUAGCCGAGCUAUAUAGAUUCAGGAUAUCGGUUAGUUCCUGAGAUAGGCUUGGCGUGUCAGAAAAGCGACCAAGCUUUCAGUCCAAGCGAGUCGAACUGUGCCGGGCCGAUGUGGAUUGUAUAAGUCUCUCCAGUCCCGUCAGACCCGAGUGGUUACAAUCCUUUCGUUCUCAUCGUUCUUUUGUUCUCUUUGUCAUUCACUCUUUCCUUCGUUCACUUAUUCAUUCUUUUCAAAAUGCGCCGUGCGCUCUUACUUUCUCUUGCCCCAAUUGUCCUGGGAUGUAACAACCCAGCAAGCCAUGCCUGUGCUUCGGCUUACACUGCAUCCAGCUCUGCUGCCGCGGAGUUCUGCGCGACUUUCACUGCUAGCACGGUGACCGCCACUACCAGCCUGCCGAGCUUCGCUUCUGCAUGUGGGUUCAACACCAAGUCCUUGUCGAGUGCCUGUAGCUGCCUCGAUACUGCCUGGGCCACUGCCGGAUCAGGAUCUGGAUCAGCCCAGACCACUGCUGUUGCAACCAGCGCAGCUACCACUACCGCUGCUGCUUCGAGCGAAAAGUCGUCUACGAUCUCGACUACCCUAGUCAAGGCCACUCGCACGGCCUCCUCCACUUCCACUUCGGUUGAUGUCCCUACCACCACUGCGGCACCGACUACUACUCAAGCCGUUACCACAGUUGCCGCUGAUUUCACUGGGUCUGGUACUACUUGUGUUGUGUCCGAAUACGCAUCUCUCUCUUCUGCUGUCGAGUCUUGCACCAACAUCGUACUGUCCGAUUUGUAUGCUCCUCCCUCGAGCACAAUUGACCUGCAGAGCCUUCAGACUGGUGCCGUUGUGACCUUUGCGGGUACCACGACCUUCGGAGAUACUUACGACGAUGACUUCGAUCCUAUUGUCAUCUCCGGUCACGAUAUCACUAUUACCGGUGCUGAGGGCCACGUUAUCGAAGGCAACGGUGCUGCUUACUGGGACGGAGAAGGCUCUAACGGUGGACAGGACAAGCCCGACCACUUCAUCGUCGUCAAGAAGACCUACAACUCUAAGAUCACUAACUUGAACAUCGUGAACUGGCCUGUUCACUGCUUCUCUAUCACUGGAAGCCAGAAUGUCGUCUUUUCCGGUCUUCUUCUGAACAACACUGCUGGAGACGAGCCUAACUCUGCGAGCGGUAGCAAGGCUGCUGCCCACAACAGCGACGGAUUUGACGUCUCCUCUAGUGACUACAUCACCCUGGAGGACAUCGAGGUUUACAACCAGGAUGACUGCGUUGCAGUUACUAGUGGAACUCAAAUUGUCGUCGACAACGUGUAUUGCUCCGGUGGCCACGGUCUCAGCAUUGGAUCCGUCGGUGGAAAGAGUAACAAUACCGUUGAUGGAGUUACCUUCAAGAACUCUCAGGUUGUUAACAGCGAGAACGGUUGUCGCAUCAAGAGCAAUGCCGACACCACUGGCAGUAUCAGCAACAUCACCUACCAGAACAUCACUGUCUCUGGCAUCACUGACUACGGUAUCGACAUCCAGCAAGACUACUUGAACGGCGGUGCCACAGGCGAGCCCACCAACGGUGUCACCAUCAGCGGUGUCACUUUCGACAACGUCAAGGGCACGGCUACCGACGAUGCCUAUGACUACUACAUUCUCUGUGGCUCGGACAGCUGCUCGGACUUUACCUUCACUGAUGUCUCCAUUACUGGCGGCGGUGAGACCAGCAGCUGCAAUUAUCCCUCCAGCGGCUGUCCCUAAGGGCGUCAUAAAAUUUCCUCUUCUUUGGUGUGACUUGGUGAGGCCUGGGGACCUUCUAUUCUAUCUAUACAUCUUUUCAAAUGUAGAUGAGUCUGCAUUGCCGCUGUUGAUCGGCGCAAUGUCAAAAAUCCAACUUGUG